Triticum dicoccoides is the source of this 844-nucleotide messenger RNA. RefSeq names its product NADH dehydrogenase [ubiquinone] 1 beta subcomplex subunit 7-like. NCBI's taxonomy places the organism in Eukaryota, Viridiplantae, Streptophyta, Magnoliopsida, Poales, Poaceae. The transcript is spliced from 2 exons. The record is from RefSeq and is a predicted model, not a curated record. Gene Ontology annotation, cellular component: respiratory chain complex I; mitochondrion. The coding region runs from base 167 to 502 and encodes 111 amino acids.
CGACUCGAGCCCGCCCGAACCCAGACCAACACCCACAGUCCAAAAGCUCCAGAGCGACGGGAACCCACCACCACUCUCUCGCCCGAACCACGCGCCGCACCGAGCCCGCACCCGCACAGCCCAUCGGCGACCUCGCCGGAGCGGAGAAGAGAGAAGAAGGUGAGUGAUGGAAGAGGCGGCGGCGGCGGCCGGCGUGCAGCUGGGCACCUCGAAGCCGCAGAUCGCGACCCAGGCGGAGAUGGCGGAGGCGCGCCUGCCGAUCCCCUACCGCGACCAGUGCGCGCACCUCCUCAUCCCGCUCAACAAGUGCCGCGUCGCCGAGUUCUACCUCCCCUGGAAGUGCGAGCCCGAGCGCCACUCCUACGAGAAGUGCCAGUACGAGCUCGUCAUGGAGCGGAUGCUCCAGAUGCAGAAGAUCCGCGAGGCGCAGGCGGGCGCCAAGGUCAAGGGCAGCGUCACCAUCGGCGUGCCCCUCGCCCCCUCCACCGCCAAGCUCGCCUGAUCCGUCAGAUUCAGGAGCUCGAAGGGCGCUGUGCUCGCAAGGAUCAUGAAUGUUGUUCUUGUAUGAACGAAACAUCUGUUUGAAUUCGGCAUAAAGUUAACUCUUUCUUUCUUGGUCUUGUUCCCCUCCGCCUUCCCUCCUUUGGUUCAAGUUUAAGUUUGAUGGAAUAAGGAACCAGCUGUCUUCCUAUACUCGACGAGUGAAAUGGCAAGCUUGAAGUUUUGAAUGCAGUGCAUGGCCUCUGCUUUUGCAUCUGCCUUGAUGUAGUAGGAGCCUAUUUUACAACAUGAAUAUCUCUCCUUACAAUCUGCUGCUAUAUUAACCUUGUGAGAUUACUGGUUA